Messenger RNA from Salvia hispanica, 1883 nucleotides. Its product is annotated as protein PHLOEM PROTEIN 2-LIKE A10-like. The record is from RefSeq and is a predicted model, not a curated record. Lineage: Eukaryota; Viridiplantae; Streptophyta; Magnoliopsida; Lamiales; Lamiaceae.
UUGAUUUUCCCUCCCUUUUCUCCCUCACCACACUUUUUGACUUCCACAUAUCUCUACGACUCUACCGUUCUCUCUCGCAGGUGCGUGUGAUGAUCGAAACCCAUCCCCCAUUUCUCUCGAUUUAACGUAUACACAUCAAUUACGUGCGAAUAGGGGGAUUUAUACUAUCAAGUUGCAAUUUUUUGGGGGUUUCUGAGAGUAAUUAUCAGCCCAAUCAGAGAGCUUGUUAUAUGCAAUUGCUCUCCUAAUUUUUCGAUUUAGGUUAAGAGCUUGAUUUCUUUCUCUUUGGACCCCGGUGUUUGAAUUUCGUUGAGCUCUGGGGUUCGCUGCUCUCUUUCACAUUCGUAUUUAGUUUGUUUGUUUGUUUUAAUUCGUUGCAAGAUCUAUGGAUAGUGAAUUGGUGAAAAGGGGUUUUGAUUUCACUAAAAGGAGGAAGAAAUGGUUGAUUGUAACGGGAUUGAUUGGGGUUUCGAGCUACGGUGUGUAUAGGGUGUAUCACAUGCCGUCUGUAGCUAGAAAGAGGAAAAGAAUCUUGAAGCUGUUAGGAUCCCUUGUUUCAAUGGCUGAAAUGGUUUCUGAUUCAGCUGAGAUGAUGACAGUUGUGUCUAGGGAUUUAAAGGAGUUUUUGGAGUCUGAUUCGGACAAGAUUCCUAAUAGUUUGAAGCAGUUGUCGAAGAUUGCUCGCUCUGCAGAGUUUUCUGAGUCAGUAGCUCGUCUUUGCCAGUCGAUGACAGUGGGCGUUUUGAGGGGUUAUAGGGUAGAGAAUAGUGUGAGCGACGUCCAAGAAGAUGGAGAUUCGAGCUUUUCUGAUAGGCUUGUCGAAAAGGUGAUGUCGGAUGCUGGGAAAGGAUUUGUCUCGGUUGUUGUAGGUAGCUUUGCUAGGAAUUUGGUGUUGGGAUUUUAUGCUAAUGCUGAGAAUGGGCAUGAGAAGUCAAGUUCCUCGUCGUUGCCUAUGUGGUUAAGUGUGGUGACAGAUGAUAAAUGCAGAGUGUUGGUUGCUGAUUGCAUCAACACUUUUGUUAGCACUGCUGUUACAGUUUAUCUCGACAAAACUAUGGAUGUCAAUGUUUACGAUGAGAUGUUCUCGGGCUUGACUAAUCCCAAGCAUCAUAAUAAGAUGACCGAGUUUUUAGUUUCUCUCUGUAAUGGUGCUGUAGAAACUCUUGUAAAGACCUCUCACCAAGUGCUGACAGCUUCUCCCAAGAAGGGAACGAGCGCCUCUUGUUCAAUCACUGAUCCCAGUGAAGCUUCAAGCUUCGAAACUCAUCCCAGAAGGGAUGAAAAUGGUUAUGUUGGUAACGGAUGGGUCAGCAGUGUUUCAUCGACACUGGCUGUGCCGAGCAAUAGGAAGUUUGUGCUUGAUGUCACCGGGAGAGUGACAUUUGAGACUGUGCGAUCUGUCAUUGAGUUUUUCUUGUGGAAAGUGUCAGAGGGCUUGAAGAGAAGUGCGGGUGUGGUUCGUGAGGAGGUUGUGGAGAGGGGAUACGAAGUUGUGAGAUACGUUGGUGCCAAAUCAACCAUGAUUCUCACCAUUUGCCUCUCACUGUUUCUGCAUAUCCUAGGCAACAGUAGGGCUUUGGUGCCUGCUUAAUGUGACCGCGUUCUUGAUUUCAUAACGCGAUCAUCUUGCUCUGCAGAUGCGGCCGUCUGCCUCAGCGUCUCGGGAAGUUGGGAAACUUCUUGUUUUCCAUAAUGGCUGUGUGAGAAGGCAAUUCCAUAUACAAGUUGUAGGAGUAUGUUUUAUGAAUUCAUUCAUCUAUUGUGUACAUUGUAGAAUCUAUUUACAUUUUGAAGUGCCUUAUACUGUUAGUGGACAUGAAUUUGUACAGAAUAUUUGAUGACCACUUAUACUAAAUUCUCUAAAUAUGUUGAACAUUUAUCUA